Molecule: messenger RNA, 819 nt
Organism: Parnassius mnemosyne (clouded apollo)
Lineage: Eukaryota; Metazoa; Arthropoda; Insecta; Lepidoptera; Papilionidae
Source: the annotation of a GenBank genome assembly
CUGGCGAGACAAAACCAAAUCACCAAGCAAAUUCUACAAGCUUACAUUCAGAAGAAGUUGGGCUUGGCCAAAACUGCUAAUCUCCGACCACCUUCCAUUUCUGAAAUAUUGCCGAUUAAGAAAAAAGAAGAAAGACCAACGAGGCAAUUGACAUUCCAAGAAGAAGAAAAAGAAGAAGAGCCGCCAGAGGUGGAAGAGGAAGAAGACGAAGAGACAGAAGAAGAGUUAGCACCAGUGGAAGAUGAAAAAUUGCAAAGCGUCGAGAGUGAACAUAUAGAUUCCAUUUAUUCAGAAGGCAUGAGUAAAAAAUACGCGACUCAAGUUUUUGAUGCAGAUUUGGAUUCAGUUGGUUAUAAAUGCUCCAGUUGCAACAAUGACGAUGAACUCGGCGUCACGCGGUGGACGAUGCCAUUGCUGAAGACUGGCGAGAAGCGGUACUACUUAGGAAUAUUCUUUAAGGCAAACUGGUUCAAAGCGCAACAGUACUGUCGAUUCCAUGGUAUGCACCUCGCCUCCAUUUCGUCACAAGAAGAGAAUGACAAGCUCGAGAAAUAUGUAAAGGAUUCGGGCUUCGGUCGAGAACACUUCUGGACUUCAGGCACUGACUUGGCUGAAGAGGGUAGCUUCUUCUGGAUGGCCAACGGAAGACCUCUCACCUUCGUCAACUGGAACGCGGGCGAGCCGAACAAUUUCCGAUAUGAAAACGGCGAAGAAGAGAACUGCUUAGAACUUUGGAACAGAGACGACAAAGGUCUUAAGUGGAACGACUCACCUUGCUCCUUCGAGACGUACUUCAUUUGCGAAGUGCGAACAGAUUGA